CUCUGCAACCUGUUUAGUCCUCCUUCCUCAUUCUGAAGGGAAUUUAUACUUUAGACUGACUUCAUAUUUCUUCAGAUUGAUUCUCUGACGGAGCUGAGACAUAUCCCGAUUGAGGAUGGCCGACAAUCAAGAAGAUGCUCCCCUGGCCAGAGGAAGUGUUUCAGGCAGCCAUGAAGUCCUGGUCAACAAUGCAGGGCCAAGAGGAGGCUCCAACAGCCGUGCCGUGAAGAUCGCCGGCCUGACCACCCUGGCGUGCCUGCUGCUGGCCAGCCAGGUCUUCACCGCAUAUAUGGUGUUUAACCAGAAGCAGCAGAUCCACACACUGCAGAAGAGCUCUGAGAGGUUGGGCAAACAGAUGACUCGCACAUCCCAGGUUGUUGCCCCAGCAAGGAUGGCCAUGCCUAUGAACAGCCUGCCUCUGCAGAUGGACUUUACCGAAGACGACUCCAAAUCUUCUAAGACACCCUUGGUUAAACUGCAAGACACCGCCAUUGUCAGUCUGGAGAAACAAGUGAUGGAUCUGAUGAAGGACGUCAGUCUGCCACAGUUUAACGAGACCUUCAUGGCCAACCUGAAGAGCAUGAAGCAGCAGAUCGAUGAAAGCGAGUGGAAAAGCUUCGAGUCCUGGAUGCGCUAUUGGCUGAUCUUCCAGAUGGCCCAGCAGAAGCCUGCAGGCCCCACCCCACAGCCAGCCUCUAUGAUCCAGACCAAAUGCCAGAUGGAGGCAGCAUCCGAGGCCAAGAUUGGCAAAUACAAGCCCCAGUGCGAUGAGCAGGGCCGCUACAAGCCCAUGCAGUGCUGGCACGCCACCGGCUUCUGCUGGUGCGUGGACGAGUACGGCACCCCCAUCGAGGGCACCGCAAUCCGCGGCCGCCCCGACUGUCACAGAGGUGCAGGAUACCGUCGCAUGAUGGCUAUGCCAAGACUGAUGCAGAAGACCUUCGACGUAGACGAAGACAAAGCCAAAUAAACGAAGCCAGAAGCAAAGCGUUUCUUUCAUCCACUCUAUCUUUGCAGACUCGUGAAACUGGUUAUCUAGAGUUGGACGCUAUCCGAAUCGUAGCUGCGUAACGUCGCAAUGAGCUUCCCUUCCAUGUAAUCACUUUAUGCUUUUCCUUUUGCCGACUGCUUGGAAUUAAAAUCAUUAGUAUGGCCUGUUACAUUAAUGCUUUUAAUCACUAUUUCUUAGGGGUCUUGAUUUAUGUAACAUAUAAUUUGACAAACCCUUUGUGAGGUUACAUCGUAUAUUUGUUUUUGAUGAAAGCUUUAAAUGGUCGGUUCACCCAUAUUACAAAAUACAAAAAAUAAAUUUGUGGUGCAGUUCCAGUUUCACCUGCCUGACAUUGAGUGAACUUUAGAUUGUUGAACUGAGAAUAAUUUUUUUUUUUUUUGAUCUCAUACUUUUGGUUAACUUGCCAUUUAAAACGAUGGAGACAUGUGAGGAGGUGUUUUUUUUUCUUUUCUUUUAAAGUGUAUAGUAAGAAGUGGAAAUAAAGAUUUUCCUUUACAACAAUCACAUUAUUCGUCCCAAUGUCUUUAGGUUAAACGUCUGUUAAAGGUAUUCAUGAAAUAAGGCCUGAAUAAACAUAUGAGUGAUUAGAUGCAAUGGCAUUGCUAA
Molecule: messenger RNA, 1618 nt
Organism: Fundulus heteroclitus (mummichog)
Lineage: Eukaryota; Metazoa; Chordata; Actinopteri; Cyprinodontiformes; Fundulidae
Gene: cd74a
Product: CD74 molecule, major histocompatibility complex, class II invariant chain a
Exons: 9
Coding region: 116-970 (284 amino acids)
Biological process (GO): negative regulation of DNA damage response, signal transduction by p53 class mediator; positive regulation of macrophage cytokine production; immune response
Cellular component (GO): membrane; cytoplasm; cell surface
Molecular function (GO): macrophage migration inhibitory factor binding; MHC class II protein binding; cytokine receptor activity
Source: RefSeq, a predicted model, not a curated record